Molecule: messenger RNA, 11996 nt
Organism: Zalophus californianus (California sea lion)
Lineage: Eukaryota; Metazoa; Chordata; Mammalia; Carnivora; Otariidae
Gene: KCNA2
Product: potassium voltage-gated channel subfamily A member 2
Exons: 4
Coding region: 823-2322 (499 amino acids)
Biological process (GO): protein homooligomerization; potassium ion transmembrane transport
Cellular component (GO): axon terminus; dendrite; juxtaparanode region of axon
Molecular function (GO): delayed rectifier potassium channel activity; protein binding
Source: RefSeq, a predicted model, not a curated record
AGGGCCCGGACCCCUCCCCGCCCCGGGGCCGGCGGGAUUGGGCCGGCAGGGGGCCAGCCCGGAAGCCGGCUUCCUCCAGGCUCCCCCUCUCGCUGCUGCCAAGCCGCCUGGCAGCCAGGCUGGCCGGGCGUUCGUUCUGCGCUCCCUGCCGAGGAGAUGUGAGGGCUUUUCUCUUGGGGGAGAAAUCGGUGGUCGAGCGCCUGCCCAAAUCACAUGCCACCCUGCUCAGAGCGAAGUCUCCACCCCAGGGAUCCCCGAGGGAGAGCAAGGUCACACCUGAGGACAGCCAGGAGGACUUCGCAUCUUGCCACCUUCCUUCCAAAGGCUCCAGACCCAAGUUCUGCGUCCUCCAGCCCCACGUUCCCCUGGCCAGACCCUCCACUGCCCCUCCAGGCCAGCGCAGUUCUGGAGCUCACCUCCAGGACCUGGAGCCUGCCCUCCUGCCCAGAAUGACUCACCAUUAUUUCUCGCUCAAGUGAGAAGACGUGAUUUGUGUAUCGGGCUGCCUAUUUGUGUAUCUAGGAUUCCCACGGUAUCUGAUCAGCUCUUCCAGGAAGAGAGCUUCAGGUUCCUGCCUUGCCAGCACAGGGCAAUCUGGACCGUUCUUGAGAGACUGCCACCUGCUUGCCUCUGAUCCCCAGCCAGGUUACAAAGUGAAGCCGAGGGAGGCUGUGUCUCUGGUCCUCAGCGAGCCCUCGGGGCUCUCCUGCAGGACCCCAGGCCAAUGCUUCUGUGUUUCCUGGGGCCGGAAGCAGCACCCUGAGCUCCCUGCCACCAGGCAGCUGGAAGGCAUAGUGUGAGGCCCUUCUCUCAGCCCCAAUUAUGACAGUGGCCACCGGAGAGCCAGCGGAUGAGGCUGCCGCCCUCCCCGGGCCCCCGCAGGACACGUACGACCCCGAGGCCGACCACGAGUGCUGUGAGAGAGUGGUCAUCAACAUCUCGGGGCUGCGCUUUGAGACCCAACUCAAGACCUUAGCUCAGUUUCCAGAGACCCUCUUAGGGGACCCAAAGAAGCGGAUGAGGUACUUUGACCCCCUCCGAAACGAGUACUUUUUUGACCGGAACCGGCCCAGCUUUGACGCUAUUUUGUACUACUACCAGUCUGGGGGCCGCUUGAGGCGGCCCGUGAACGUGCCCUUGGACAUCUUCUCCGAAGAAAUUCGGUUCUAUGAGCUGGGAGAAGAAGCGAUGGAGAUGUUUCGGGAAGACGAAGGCUACAUCAAAGAGGAAGAGCGUCCUCUGCCCGAAAAUGAGUUUCAGAGGCAGGUGUGGCUUCUCUUUGAAUACCCAGAGAGCUCAGGGCCUGCCAGGAUUAUUGCUAUUGUAUCUGUCAUGGUGAUCCUGAUCUCGAUCGUCAGCUUCUGCCUGGAGACCCUGCCCAUCUUCCGGGAUGAGAACGAGGACAUGCACGGCAGUGGGAUGACCUUCCACACCUACUCCAACAGCACGAUCGGCUACCAGCAGUCGACUUCCUUCACUGACCCUUUCUUCAUCGUAGAGACCCUCUGCAUCAUCUGGUUCUCGUUCGAAUUCUUGGUGAGGUUCUUUGCCUGUCCCAGCAAAGCCGGCUUCUUCACCAACAUCAUGAACAUCAUUGACAUCGUGGCCAUCAUCCCCUACUUCAUCACCCUGGGGACGGAGCUGGCUGAGAAGCCGGAGGAUGCCCAGCAGGGCCAGCAGGCCAUGUCGCUGGCCAUCCUCCGUGUCAUCCGGUUGGUAAGAGUCUUUAGGAUUUUCAAGUUGUCUAGACACUCCAAAGGUCUCCAGAUUCUAGGUCAGACCCUCAAAGCCAGCAUGAGAGAAUUGGGCCUCCUGAUAUUCUUCCUCUUCAUCGGGGUCAUCCUUUUCUCUAGUGCUGUCUAUUUCGCAGAGGCCGAUGAGCGAGAGUCCCAGUUCCCCAGCAUCCCGGAUGCCUUCUGGUGGGCAGUCGUCUCCAUGACAACUGUAGGCUAUGGAGACAUGGUUCCAACUACCAUUGGGGGAAAGAUCGUGGGUUCCCUCUGUGCAAUCGCAGGUGUGUUAACCAUUGCCUUACCGGUCCCCGUCAUAGUGUCCAACUUCAACUACUUCUACCACCGGGAGACAGAGGGAGAGGAGCAGGCCCAGUACCUGCAAGUGACGAGCUGUCCAAAGAUCCCAUCCUCCCCUGACCUGAAGAAAAGUAGAAGUGCCUCUACCAUUAGUAAGUCCGAUUACAUGGAGAUCCAGGAGGGGGUAAACAAUAGUAACGAGGACUUUAGAGAGGAAAACUUGAAAACGGCCAACUGCACUUUGGCUAAUACAAACUAUGUGAAUAUUACCAAAAUGUUAACUGAUGUCUGAUUGAAACCUAUUAACCUACCCGCAGCUCCAUGGAAUACUGCAGAUACUGCAUAAAUAGCCUGCAUUGUAGUCAGUGUGUUCUACAGUGUGUAUCUGGUUCUGCAUGGAAAGCAAAUAGUGCAAGUGACUUUUGAUCUUUUGAUUUUUGAUUUAGAACACAGAAUAUCUAUCCCUGGCUUUCAUGCAAAUCUUCAUCACUGGCCUAGGGGGUUCUAAACAGGGGAGUCACCUAUGGAGCCAGAAUUUCAGAAAGACACAUUGGGGCCACCUCUUAGCAAAUACAUAACCCGCCCCAUCUGUACCAUCUUCCCUCCCGAAUUAAACGCGCACAAUACCCGGGGAGACACACCCCACCCCUCCCGAGCCUCCGGGCCCCCAAGCCCCUGGUCCCAUAUGAGCCCACCUCCCCCUUCACAGAGGAAAACCGUGGUGGCUUAGCUUGAAAGCACCAGGAGUUAUUCAAAAGGUCAUUUCCCAUUUUUGCAUUGAAAAGAACACACAGUCUUGCAUAUUAGAAUUACUUUCUGUGUCACGGGCUGGGGUUUGUGAAUUACAGUUGCCCAAUGGGUGCUCCGGAGGCUUGUGUUUCAUAACGGAAAAGUCUGCUUUUGGUUUUUCUCUGCAGUGUGGAUGUGGGGGAACCCCAGGGGGAGGGACAGUCAGGAUGACCAAAGGCAAGUUGUCCAGUUGCACGUUCACCCUUAGGCCGAUGGGGAGAAGCUAAUGGACCAAGGGACCUCUCAGCUUCGGACCUCACCAUUUUUGCAGGCUUCGGAGUCACAAAACACGCCCGAUUUCUGCGUUACGCUGGAGUUCGCAGACACCUGCUUUCCUAGCGCGGUGCUGGUGGCCCUGACACCACAGCGCAGUUUCCAGUGAUGCGAUAGAGCUGCAUGGGUGUGUGUUGCAUGAAUCUCAGUAGUUAAAACACAGGAGAUAACCUAUUUUCCUAGUAGCCUACACAGUAUUCAUAGAGUAUCAAUAGCCCCGGAGUGGCAAGGAGCUAGGGGUUUGUUUUGUUUUUUUUUUUUUUUUUGGGGGGUUUUUUUUUUCCCCAUCAGAGGACAAAAGCCCUCAGUCAGGAGAAAAAAAAAAAAAAGAAGAAGAAGAAGAGACUAUUUGGAAUGGGGAACCACGACUUCCGGCUCUCCAGCCGACCCCAUCCCCCUUCUUCUACGUCGGGGCACAGACCUUUUGCAAAGCCUGGAAAGGGAGCAGGGAAAGCAGUGCCCCAAACACCUCACAUAACUGUACCUUACGAUUGAACUUAGUCAUGGGCAUGACUCUAUAGCUGACCAGGGCACCUGGUCCCGAGGACAGGCGAAUUUGUGGAUCCAGUGUAUAUAAAUAUAUGAGUAUCUCUUUCACGAGUUCCUCUACCUAGCUAGCUAUAGAAGAAAUUGCAUUUGAACCUUGUAUAAGCUUAUGCAAUAUUUCUGACACAGGGCAAUUUAUGCAUGUGUUUGACUAUGUGCACUAGCGUAUGUAUGUAUAUAUUAUGUAUUAUAUACAUACAUACAUAUGUGUGUGUAUGUAUAUAUGCACACACACACACACACACACACACACAUAUUCAUUCUCUGGAGUUCAGGUUCAGGAGCAAAUCCACUGCUUGGUGGGUUGGUUGUCUGAGCGGCCUAAUGGGUUGGUUUGUCUCAUUGAUAACCCCACUGGGACUGGGUUUGCUGCCAUUGCCUCAGACACUCCAGUCUUCAUGGAUUCUUAGAUGUUAGAAUUGUCUCUCUGCCCUCCAUGUGCUGCAGCUUCAGUUCCCCAUGGCUGAAGCUUGUCUCACCGAGUACACAAGGGCCCAUGGCCCUCACGGCUCCAGCUGCCCUGGGCCACACCCGCCCCAGGCCUCUUCUCUACAGCCCAUCAUGUUCCAUCAUCUCCCUUCUCAUCUUUGCCCGCCCUCCUCAGUUUUUCUUGUCAUUUGGCUCUGCAUCAGUCACUUUAAUGACCCUUUCCAUAAAGAGCCAGAAUGGAUCUCCUUCUUGAAACCAGGGACCCAGUGCCACAGGUCUAGACUUGAAGGGAGCUUCCUCAGUGUGGAAACUCCAGAAGUCCCUGGCCAAGGGAUGGAGACACUAGAUGAUCCACGGGCAUCAUUUCAAUGGCCCAGCUCAAACUCUCUCCCCAUUGCACUGGCAACCAGAGCUGCUUAAAUAAUCAUUCCGUGCCCUGGGACAGAUUGAGAGGGAAUGAGCACUUUGCCUAAGGGUGGAGUUCAGGCUGGCCCUGGAAUGGGUUGAGGUGGGGAAGCUUCCGCCUUCCAGACUGGGCUUCCUCACCUUUUGACAUAAUAGCUUGUAUUUCCCAAACACAGUGAGUUGUGUGGUCAGGUCGCCCAGCCUCGGCUCCAGCCCUAGCCUCACUGUUGGCUGUUUAGCUCCUACAGUUACCUUGGGGGUGGGGCACCAGCUCAGGGUGCUAGGCCCAGGGUGCUCAUUAGGUCCUGGUCACCCACAUCCCCAGGGAUCUGCAGGAUGCCCCAUGCCCAGCGUGAAGCCUCUAUGCUUCUCUUCCUCUCCUUCAUGGGAGGUGGUGCUGAAUUUCCAAGACAUGGGGUGGGAAGGGCGCAGACCCUGGGAAACAGAUGGUAAAACAACCCAUACCCAAGGCCUCGGUCAGGGGGAAGAUCUCCUAUCCUGUUGGUCUUGACGGGGGCGGGGGCGAGGGGGAACUAUAAAAUAUCCACAGGUGCAGGCACAAUGCAUACACACCCACCGCAAAAUAGAUACACUGUUGCCGCACACUAAUACAAAAUGCACAGAGGUCAAUUACUGAAAAGGGCAUACACAGAUGAUCUGUAACUACAGCUGUCUCCAAAAUAGGCAUAUUCAGCACAGACCUAGAACAUACUUACCAAUACAGAACAUAACACAGAAGAUCUACGCAUAUCACAUACAAGGACACAACCACAACUCAGAUGCAAAAUGCAUAAAAACCACAUGAACACAAUGGGUAUGUAUACACAGGACACCAAGGAUAUUUUAUAUUGUUUCUGCCCACCAAAUACACACAAACUCAGUUUAUACACACAGUGCAUUUACUCAUAUGAGGCACACAACAUACAGCACACACACCCAAGCACAUACACACAUAAUGCACAUGGAGGGUACACCUAUACUCAGCUCUCUCUCUCUACCCCCAAAGCCCUAAAUCAGUAGGCACAAACAAAAGAUGAGAUUUCACCACCUUUCCCUAGCCUGCAUCUGUACUCCCCCAAUAGCCUUCAAGAAGCCUCUUCUUCUACCCUCUUCUCUUUCUCCCACUUCCAGAUUUCAGAGAAGUAACGCCCCUGAGGUUUAAAGCAAAAAGAUGAGCCACCAUUGUUAAAGCAGAUCUCGGAUUAAGACUGGGAGUCUCAUAGGGCUUCUCCUUAUUCACCUUCCUCCCACCAGAAAUGUGGGUAUGGAAGGACCUGGGACAGCCAGCAGCCUAUUAACACACACCUCCUUGCCAUCCCCUAGCCUUUGGAGCAAGUCCACAUAGACAACCCCCUUGCCCAGGCUCCCCUACUCCCAACCCCUGGGAUCUCUAGAUUCAGCUCCAUUCUCUUGAAAGCAGUGAUGGCUCAAGAAACUGCAGGGUCCUGAGCCCAAAACCGGAGUGAAGAUGCCCCCAACAUUCUGUCAGUCCUCAGACCUCACUGCCCUUCCAUUACCAAUGGCUUUGUCAGGGGCAGGUCAGAGAAAGUCGAGACCACACUCAUUUUAAGACUUGUCUCUUAAAAUGAGCCCCCUUUCCUUGCUUGUGCAUCUGACUUGCUCUUGGGCAUAAGCCCAGUGGGGUCAACUCCUGAGUCCCCUUUAUGGGGGUCCAAUCCCAGGCAUGCUCCUCUCCUUCGCCGGGUCUCUACCUGGAUGCCCUGCCUCCCAUCCAAUUUGCUGCGCCUUGAGGAAACGCUCGCUAGUUCAGCUUAUGAAAAACACGAUUGAGGAUGGGAACCUAAUGCCACACAAGCAAGCAACAAUUUUUUAGAAGGCCUGAUUUUUAUCCUGCAUUCUAAGGCCAGAUUUAAAUGCUUCAUAAGAUUCCUCUUUGGCGCACAGAGCUGCUGCUUCCCACUGGUAGCUGGGUGCUUGUUGGCCAAGGUGUCACCUCAGAAGGAAAUUGGGAAUUGAAGUCAGGCAUUGGCUCAGGCAUGUCCGUCUUUACUCCUGUGGCCCUCCCAGGUAUGUCCCUCCUAACGAUGGCCACAGCUCCCAGUCUCCACGGAGGAAGCACCAGCAGCAGGGAAUGGACGCAUGGGGUCCAGUGUGCAUGUUCAGGGCAAGACGCCAGGCCUUUUGCGCGCUCCCAAGUCAAGGGAGCAAUUCUCCCUUCAGGUUCAGCAGGUGUCUCCAUGAGCUCAAACUUUCAAGUAUGUUAGAGUUUUCAGGAGGCUAAAGAGAAAGAAGUCCAGGAAAGGUGGGGAGAUGAUCAGGAAGAGAGGGUCAAAUUGCAGCAUAAACUCUGCAGGAGCUGAAACUUAGCUGAGGACAUAAUUAAGGCUCUCUGCUUCCUGAAGCUUCCAUGGUGUCGGACACACUGUCUGCCUUCCUCUCUGCUUCCCUCUGUCCCUCUCAGCUGGGCUUCUGAGGAUGGAAUAGGCAUGUCACCAGGAGGUUAGCCUUUUGAAAGGAGCCCCCAGGGAGUGUGCCUCCAAACUCCAUUGGCUGGAUGUGGAAAGGACUCCAUGAGAGCUUUGUUGGCCUGAGUACUCAUGUGGCUGUCUCAGGUGGGGAGGCUUGCAGGACUGGCUCGUCCUAUCUGCUGUCCCUGGAUCUCUCACUCCGUCGUAGUGAGGACUUUGGCCAACUUACUUCCUCAGAGUCUGCCUAAAAUAUCAAUGAUAACCCAUGUUGAGAGAGGGAGUGCCCUCUGAAGAGUCUCAGGGUGGGGGUUUAGUGCGGCCCACAGUAGGGGAGGAAAGAAGAAGAGGUGGAGGCUGACUUUCCCCCAAAGGAGACGGUAGGACAGUUUGCAUAUUGCAUAUGAGGGUAGCACCAUAGCCCCCACGGCAGGCAGGAGGAGCAUGGGGCUUUGAAUGGUUUACCCAGGGGUGAGGAUGGUGAGCUCUGCUCCAGCUCUGGCUUUCCUAGGGGCCAUUAUCGUAACAGCCUCCAUGUGGGUGAUGGCUGCCUGGUCUGAGAGGCUGGUCCACAUAAGCUGUAAUGCCUGGGCUGCUCCUUGGCUACCCAGAAGAGGUCCCCCAGCCUCGGCAAAGUGUCCAUUGCCAGGUUUGAACGCAUGACCUUAACCUCUAACAUCGUUAGCCACCUGAGCCAACUAGCAGGGUGCUGGAUGCUGGGAGGUGUCCACGUGGCUAGCAGGACCAUCAUCUGUAUCUUCAGAGUCCGCCCUUGUUGAGACCAGCCCCGUUUCCUCAUCAAAGCAGCAAGCAGGGUUGGGGGAGGGGAAGGGUCCUCUACAAGCUGGGAUGGGUCUCUUUCUCAAACCGAUCUAGAUCACUUUUCUCUUUUUUCUGCUUCCCUUCCCGCCAAAGCUCAGCUCCAUCUCUCCUAGUUUGUGUUCGAGUAUUUUUAACGAGGAAAUGUGCAAUAAACUAAAUAGUGACUGUUUUCUUUAGCAAUAGCUAUUUCAAAACCAUGUUCUCAGGACUGAAAAGUGAUAGUACCUGGAUUAUCAGAUAAUGCCCUUGGCUUCAGGGCAUUAGCUCCCUGUCUGUGGCUCCCUCUUCCUCCCGCAUGUUCACACGACCCCUGUCCUCAGGGGCUCUGACCCUCCUUGGGAAGGUAAACCUCUGCAGAGGUGCAAUGCAUGCAUGUAUGCACGUAUGCAUGAGGAAGGUCCGAGAGAAGGCUUUCUUUUUCGCUCUCUUUCCCACGUGCACGGCUCUCUGUCCCUGUGUGCACCUCAGUCCCUCUCUCCCUCCCGCCUACCCCUGUCUGCCAGGGCAUUCUCACAACCUGUAGGCCCUGCAACCUUGAGUUUGGGUGACCUCACGCCAGCCCAUCUCGUUGACUCUCAGUCAAUCUGGCAGGGUGUAAUGGAACCCUGCAGGAAAGCACUUACCAAUAGAUAAGAAUAAAGCAUCCUGAGCCAUUACAGAUCACUUCCAUGCACUAAAAGCCAUUACUUGAUCCAUUUGUUUCCCUCCCCCGCCCCCCAGGGAGGUGGAUGCUGGGGGAAUGUGGCCUGGAGGUUCAUACCUGGGAGCAGUAGCCUGGGCAGAUUUGGGGAAGGGCCCUCUGGCUGUCCUUCAAAAUAAGCUGGCUUGCUUCCCCAAAAGGGACUCCAUGAGAGCUGUGGAGGGAAGCAAGUUACUGGGGGGAGAGGUCUAGAGGGGUAGAAAGUGGGUGGUUAGGGCAUGACAUUGGAGCAGCAAAAGCCCCACCACCCCACUACCGUGUGCAGUUGCACAAAUAUUUGCACACGUUACUGGGGGCUUCAGAAGAAUCCCCCUCUCCUGAAAAAAAAAUCUAUAAGGUUAGAUAUUCAGACUGGACAAUCAAGAAAGGCUGGCAACCCCAGGGUCCUAGUCCAUUCCUUCUCUACGUACCUUGCUCUAUACACAUGUAUACAGCAAAACUGUACUGUUAACUGACGGGGAAAUCCUCAGGGAAGGGAACGUCCCGAUUGCUUUACAAUUAUGGUGGUUUGAGUGGGAAUGGGACCCUGUGUCUGGGUUCAGUCUUUGCUAUUGAAAAAAAAAAAAAAAGCAACCCAUUUCCUAAGUAGGUUAGUAUAAACUUUCCUGCCUUAGCAAGUAGAGUGUUUGAAGACGACAGAAGACCUUGCAUUUGCUCAGGGUCAACACUGUAAACCUCAGCGCUCAUCAUACGGAAGUGCAGACGGAGGAGACCAAAGAGAUAGGCUGAAUGUACGCCGGCCGCAAGGCAUACCGGAAGUUGGCCGUUUGGGCACAUCCUGGCUCACCAGAUAAUGCCCUUGCUGUCAUUUGCCUCUUUCUAUGGAAAGUAUAGUAAGAAAACGUAAUGCUUGCGUUAAUUGAGGUUUGGGUUCGUUGGUCCUGUGUUAUCAGAGGUUUUCCAUAUAUACAUAUAUCUGUGUAUAUGUAUAUAUGUAUACCGUUGUUUCAAAAAUUAUACAGUGACCGACCCCCUUAGCUUCGCUAAUGUGGAAUAAAUUUGGCAAUCCGAGGAAUAAACUGCAUUUAUUUGAAUUUUUAAAUGCCAUCCCUUUGCAUUCUUAACCACUUCUCCAGUUCAGCUCUCUUACUUCUAUGUAGGAACCUCUCUAGAAGGCAAUUCUUUCAUAACAAACGAUCAGGCUCCAGGAUUACCUCUCUCCUCUCCCUCCCAGGUGGCUGCCUGACUCAGGGAUAAAAGGGAAGUCUGAUCUAAGGGCCAGGUGCUUUAUCCUUUGUUCUGCCUGCCCAGGUUGGCUGUAACCUCAUCGCUGAAGCCAAAAAAAGUUAUUCCAAACUUUUGGAUUGGGGGGGUGGGGUGGGGGUGGGGUGGAAAGCUCAAGGACAUCGAGUGGCCCAGGACUGUUCUGUGAGGCUUUCUCUUUGCCAUGGGUGGUGUCCUAGACUUGAAUUUCAGGAGAUCUGCACAUAACAUUUUUGAUGAAGAACUAAAGAACACCUCUGCCCCGUGGAAGGCGAGAUGUGUGAUAACCAACGGAAGCAACAAACCCACCGUGUUGUCCUGACCGAAUGUAGCUUGUGGGUCUGGGCAGGAGAGCAGCUAUAAGUCCCUGGCCUCUUUGGAGAAACAGCUAGCUCUGAGCUGAACCACGCUCUCACUCUCCAUCUUACCCAGCCGCAUGUUAGACCCAUGGGAGCAAGCUCCAACCUCACGUCCUGCAUGUGACUGUGCACAAUCUACCUGGACGAGGGUGGGAGGGAUUCCUCACUGCUCUCCAGGGUAAUUGGGGCAUGCAGGGGUGACUGCCACCUCCCACCACCCACAGCAGUCCUCCAAUCUAGCCAAGCUGGCCAUGACCCAGUGGGAGAAGCCCAUCACCCAGACUUAGCAUGACCAGCGGGCAAACUGGGGCAGCCGAGGCAGCCUGUCUGGAUGACUGCUUCUUACACUGCAUGAACCUCGGCGUGGAAACAGAUAUGACUCUUUGCUCCUCUGCACUCCUAAAAUAGUCAGAUAUGUUCCAGAUGAGUUUGCAGCUGAGAACUCCCUGCAUCAUUCCAGUGACGGAUGCACAGGGCAGGUGUGGUUACAUAAUAAUGUGGACAGCUGCUGCAUCAUCUAGAUAAUUGAGGGCAGCAUAGGUGUGGCUGUGUUGGACUUUCGGUAGCUACCCAGAGGACUCAGUCCUGUGUCUCUUCUCAGCCCUCGGGAGAGGCUCGGAAGCCCUGCUUCUCCCUAAAAAGGAUCCCCUAGACACUGGCUGCCUUGUUUGUACAAGGGCUGCUGGAGAGAGCGAGAGGUAGGGCUGGGAGGAAGGGAAUAUUCAGGGGCCCACUUUGCUACCAUGCACUUUCCACAUCAGCUGCUGACGUAACUGCCUUUUUCGCUUGUGAAGUGCAGGGCAAGGACUGUGCCCUGCCAGGUAGGGCUGGAAAGGAGCAAAGAGCUGCAGGCUAGGACAUGGGGGAGAAGAGCAAGAGUGUCCCAGCUGGUGUUGGCGAGGGUGAGUGUCAGCUCCAGAGGGUCUGAACAUGCUCUGUGCUUGCCCCAGUUCCGCCUUCACGUGGGAUCCGGCGACCCAGUUUCCUUUUGUUGUCGUGCUUGGAUGAUUCCCUCAUUUGAAGGGCCCCAGGAAGCUGGAAAGUCCCAUGAUCUAGCUCCAGCCUGCUGAGCAAAGAGUGCCCUGGCCAAAUUGGCCCCUGCCUGGGUUUCUGCAUCCCUGCACCCCUCUCUCCACUAAAGGUAAUCUUGGAACAUUCAGAAUUAAUGGUGCCAGCCAUCAAGGAGGAUACUCCACUUUUCAGCAGGGACGGACCUGUAAAGCUCAUGAGUGCAGGAUGCUGUUUCCUUCUCUAGACCUGUGUGCUUAUGUGCUGAUAUGUCUCUGGAGAUUUUAUAUAUAUCACACACAUAUAUAAAACGUGGAAAUGGCCGCUCACUUAGGCUCAUGCAGCAGAGACUCUAAUUAGGGCUUGCACUGGCUUCCUUGCUGCCCAUGCAUGACUCCGCAGCUGCCCUCCCGUGUCCUGUCUCUACUAAUUGCUGAAAACUCGAAAAGCUGAGGCAGAUAAAUAAGCCUCCCUGGGAUCAAUAGGAGAAGGGACUCCAAGGCUGAUGGUAAAGCUUCGUAAGGAUGAUGCCGAAAGGGAACCGUGGUCUCCAUGGUGAUAAGAGGCUGGGGACCAAUGGGAGCUGAAGGCGGAGCAGGACUUGCGGGGAAGACUCAUGGGAGUCAGGGAGGCAUUUAACUGUUUGCUCCGUGAAAAUUGAGACACCAGCUGUAAGUGCAUUGCACAGGAUGUGUAGGUAUUAUCAUUCUUGCUGACAUAUUCUGGAAGCUUUCAGCCCCACCAACACUGCCCCACCCAGGACUUCUGCAGCUGAGAGUUCCUGUGUCAGUAGGGUCUGAUAUUUGUACAUAGGUUAUACAUAUGUGUGUAUAUAAAUGCUUCAAUGAACAUCGCCUGUCCACCUGAUUAUGGGUGUACAUAGACUUCAGAGAGCUCCACAGUCUUUUGUAAAUAUCAACACAAGUAAAUAGGUAUAUAAAUAUAUAUAUUACUGAGGAUUUAUUUUAACAUCAUUCUGUGUGAAAUGAAGAAAUAAAAUUUUUGA